AAACGUCUCCUCUGUUGCAAAACGUUUUGCAACGGACACAGUUUACUCUAAACGGAAAACAUUUUGCAACGAAAAUAAAUUAAUAUAGGUACCUCCCCGUUUGGUUCUGUUUGCUCUGUUUGUUUCCUAGAGUAAACGGUUUCCGCGUAAUGAAUACAUCCCUGGCAAGAAAGAAGUGAAAUGAGAAGCUAGCUAGCUGUUUACCUAUCCGCCUGACUGCUCGGAAAAUGUCUACUUGUCUUAUUUGCUAGCUAGCAUAAUCAAAACUAACUUUGGAAAAGCAUCUAUUCGGCAGUGAUGUGAUUUUCCAGCUUCGUUGCAACGGCCGUUAUACCUGAGGUAGGAAACUAAAGAUGACAAAUGCUGUUUUAUACCUAACAGUAGCUAACGGUAGCUAACGUUAGCAAAAUUGGGGGUUUGCCACUGACUAGCUAACUAGUUAGCUUGUUAGCAGCUAGAUACAGUGAUUUGGUCAAGAAUAAGCUAGCUAACUAAAAUAAUUAUUGUUUUCAUUGAAUGGCUAGCCAUAACCUGUAAGAACCCCUGUUUCCUAGGAACAGGUUUGAUAUGCGGAGUUGACAAUUACGCAUUUGUUGCAGUGUUCGUGUUCAGUUAUGUGCAUUUGAGUUGUUUCCUGGAUGCUAACUGUCAUUUAGCUGUCAAAAACAUCAGUUAUUACUAAAUGAAGAAAGCUAUAAAAAUGGGAUCCUGCCGUAGUAUUAAUAACUGUAUUAGCUAUAAGAUACAUUAUCAGAACUCAAAGCCAGUUAUUCUGUAAUAUUUGGACAUUUUCCUCUGUCACAGAGAGUAUGGCCAAAAAGCUAUUACCUAGUAUAGUGAGUGCACUAAUUUUGACCAGGGCUAUGGAGGAGUACCUAUGCUAUGGGCUCUGGUCAAAAGUAGUUGUUAUGAUAUUUCUUGUAUUUUCUCCUUUUGGAUUAUGUGUGUAUUGCUCAAUAUUACUGCACUGUUGGCGCUAGAAAGGUAAGCAUUUCGCUGUGUCUGCGAUAACACAUCUGUGUACAGGACCAAUAAACUUUGAUUUGAGGUAAUAGGGUGCUAUUUGGGUCUCAAACAGUUCAUAUUUCUCUCUCUCUGUCUCUCUCUCUGUCUCUCUCUCUGUCUCUCUCUCUGUCUCUCUCUCUCUCUCUGUCUCUCUAUCUGUCUCUCUCUCUCUUUCUCUCUCUUUCUAUUUCUGUCUCUCUUUCUCUUUCUGUGUCUCCCUCUUUCUCGUUCUGUGUCUCCCUCUUUCUGUUUCUCUUUCUGUCUCUGUCUCCCUCUCUGUUUCUCUCCCUCUCUCCAAUUCAAAGGGCAUUAUUGUCAUGACAAAGCAAGUGAACUAGAUAAUAAUGAUCAGUAAACAUUACACUCCCAAGUUUCAAAGGAAUGGACACACUUCAAAUGUCAUUAUGUACAGUGUUAUAACCAUGUGCAAAUUGUUAAAGUACAAAAGGGGAAAUCAAUAAACAUGGGUUGUAUUUACAAUGGUGUUUGUUCUUGUGGCAACAGGUCACACGUCUUGCUGCUGUGACGGCACACUGUGGUAUUUCACCUAAUAGAUACGGAAGUUUAUCAAAAUUGGAUUUGUUUUCAAAUUCUUUGUGGAUCUCUGUAAUCUGAGGGAAAUAUGUGUCUCUAAUAUGGUUGUACAUUUGGCAGGAGGUUAGGAAGUGCAACUCAGUUUCCACCUCAUUUUGUGGGCAGUGUUUAGGCCGAGGUAGGUAUAGUUUUUUUGUGUGCUCUAGGGCAACUGUGUCUAGAUGGAAUUUGUGGUACCUGGCAACUGGACUUUUUUUGUAACACCAUUAUUUUUGUCUUACUGAGAUUUACUGUCAGGGCCAAAGUCUGACAGAAUCUGUGCAGAAGAUCUAGGUGCUGCUGUAGGCCCUCCUUGGUUGGGGACAGAAGCACCAGAUGAUCAGCAAACAGUAGACAUUUGACUUCAGAUUCUAGUAGGGUGAGGCCGGGUGCUGCAGACUGUUCUAGUGCCCUCGCCAAUUGGUAUGUGUGUGUGUGUGUGUGUGUGUGUGUGUGUGUGUGUGUGUGUGUGUGUGUGUGUGUGCGCGCAGUACCUGUCAAAGGUUUGGACACAACCUUCAAGGGUUUUUCUUUAUUUUUACUAUUUUCUAUAUUGUAGAAUAAUAGUGAAGACAUCAAAACUAUGAAAUAACACAGUUGGAAUCAUGUAGUAACCAAAAAAGUGUUAAACAAAUGAAAAUAUAUUUUAGAUUCUUCAAAGUAGCCACCCUUUGCUUUGUUGACCGCUUUGCACACUCUUGGCAUUCUCUCAACCGGCUUCGAGGUAGUCACCUGGAGGUAAAAGAUACAUUUUUCCACAUUUUGUUACAUUAGUCUUAUUCUAAAAUUAAUUAAAUAAAGAAAAUUCCUCAGCAAUCUACACACAAUACCCCAUAAUGACAAAGCGAAAACAGGUUUUUUGAAUUUUUUUGCAAAUGUUAUAUUUGAUACUGAAGCUUAAAGGUCAAAUCUACUGUUUAGGCUUUCUACUGCCAAGUUUACACCUUCACUAUUACAGUGAAAUGUUUUGUCCAGGAAGGUUUCUACACUACUUUCCUUCCAUCUAUAGCGUUUCUUAAUAUUAUGCAUUUCCUUUGGCUUUGAUGCCUCAUGAUUUGAGUGUUGCUCUGUUCAAGUAGACUGUGAUUUUGCUGUGGUCUGAUAGGGGUUUCAGUGGGGUGACUGUGAACGCUCUGAGAGACUCUGACCUGAGGUCAGUAAUAAAGUAGUCUACAGUACUACUGCCAAGAGAUGAGCUAUAGGUGUACCUACCAUAGGAGUCCCCUCGAAGCCUACCAUUGACUAUGUACAGACCCAGCCUGUGACAGAACUGCAGGAGUUGUGAACUGUUUUUGUUGGUUGUUUUGCCAUAGUUGUGUCUAGUGGGGCAUAUUUGGGAGGGAAUACUGUCACCUCCAGGUAAGUGUUUGUCCCCCUGUGUGCUGAGAGUGUCAUGUUCUGGUCCAGUUCUGGCAUUUAGGUCGCCAUAGACUGGUACAUGUCCCUGGGCCUGGAAAUGGUUGAUCUCCCCCUCUAGGAUGGAGAAGCUGUCAUCGUUAAAGUAUGGAGAUUCAUUUGGGGGGAUAUAGGUAGCACACAUGAGGACAUUCUUCUCUGUUGAGAUUAAUUUCUAGCCAGAUAUAAAAUGUUCCUGUUUUGACUAAUUUAAUAGAGUUGGUUAGGUCUGCUCUAUCCCAAAUUAGCAUACCCCCUGAGUCUCUUCCCUGUUUCACACCUGGUAGUUUGGUGGAUGGGACUACCAGCUCUCUGUAACCUAGAAGGCAACCAGUGGGUCCAUCUCCUCUAUACCAUGUUUCUUGUAGGAUGACAAUGUCUGUAUUUCCAAUUUCUUUGAAGUCUGGGAGGGUGUCUCGCUAGUCUGGGCGGGGUUUCUGUUGCUCCUGUGUGAGGUGCUGCGGUUGAGAGUGACGUCCUUCAGGGUCCUGGCAAAAGUUGGGAUUGCUGCCUUGUAUAGGUGGACCUGGUCCUAAAGGCUGUUCCCGUCCAGGGUGGAGUGGUGGGCCAGGUAGACAUUAGGUUUUGAGGCACAGUCCAGGGUGGAGUGGUGGGCCAGGUAGACAUUAGAUUUUGAGGCACAGUCCCGGGAAAUGCUUCCAUUCACCCUCUGUGUGGUGGCAGGGUGGCGAUAACCACUUGUGCGUUGGGGAAAGUAGAAGAAGCUUUUUCAAUCACUCCCUUGAGUGCUGUAGCCACCCUUUCCUGCUGGACCCUCAGGUCGUCUGUGCCUGUGGAAUUAUGAUGUGGCUGGGGGAUCCUAGUCUGUCCUCUGACAACAGCUCCAGGGCCUGCCUAGUGUUUGGGCACCAGAGUUUAGCCACUUUGUGUUUGGGAAAAAGUUCAUUCUCUUGAAUGUAUUUGCCAUUUGAGUCAAUGAGGAGCACAAUUUAUGGUUUUUGUGUUUCCUCAGUGGGUGUGUGGGGUUUUUCUCUCUCGCUCUCUUUCUCUCUCGCUCUCUUUCUCUCUCGCUCUUUCUCACUUGCUCUCUCUCUCACACACUUCUCUGUCCCACUCUCACUUAUUCUUUGGUUCUCUCUCCUCCAGACCCCAGAUGAUCCAGCAGAUGAAGGAGGGGGGUGCCGCUGCUGCCCCCGUCCCCAACCCUCUCUCUGAAGUCUCCUCCCCCCCGACCCCUUCUGUGACCUCUGACCCCCCUCGCUCUCCGUACCCCCGGCCCUCUGCCAGCCCCUUCAUCAGCGAGGACCAGUUUGCGUGCCAUUGUUGCUACGACAUCCUGGUCAACCCAACAACGCUUAACUGUGGUCACAGCUUCUGCCGCCACUGCCUGGCUCUCUGGUGGGAGUCUAGUAGGAAGACUGAGUGCCCUGAGUGCAGGGAGAAGUGGGAGGGCUUCCCCAAAGUCAACAUCCUACUGAGGUAAGGUACUAGGGUACAUGAACUUAACUUACUGGUAUUACUCUCUAGGGUUGGGAACUACCAGGGACCUCACCAUAUUAUCACCAUACUUAGGUGCCGAUACGUAUUGCGAUUGUCACGAGAGAUAUAUAUAUACAUACAUACAUACAUACAUACAUACAUACAUACAGUGAGGGGGAAAAAGUAUUUGUACGUUUGGCCACUGACAAAGACAUGAUCAGUCUAUAAUUUUAAUGGUAGGUUUAUUUGAACAGUGAGAGACAGAAUAACAACAUAAACAACAAAAAAUCCAGAAAAACGCAUGUUAUAAAUGUUAUAAAUUGAUUUGCAUUUGAAUGAGGGAAAUAAGUAUUUGACCCCCUCUCAAUCAGAAAUAUUUCUGGCUCCCAGGUGUAUUUUAUACAGGUAACGAGCUGAGAUUAGGAGCACACUCUUAAAGGGAGUGCUCCUAAUCUCAGUUUGUUACCUGUAUAAAAGACACCUGUCCACAGAAGCAAUCAAUCAAUCAGAUUCCAAACUCUCCACCAUGGCCAAGACCAAAGAGCUCUCCAAGGAUGUCAGGGACAAGAUUGUAGACCUACACAAGGCUGGAAUGGGCUACAAGACCAUCGCCAAGCAGAAGAAACACAAAAGAACUGUCAAUCUCCCUCGGCCUGGGGCUCCAUGCAAGAUCUCACCUCGUGGAGUUGCAAUGAUCACGAGAACGGUGAGGAAUCAGACCAGAACUACACGGGAGGAUCUUGUCAAUGAUCUCAAGGCAGCUGGGACCAUAGUCACCAAGAAAACAAUUGGUAACACACUACGCCAUGAAGGACUGAAAUCCUGCAGCGCCCGCAAGGUCCCCCUGCUCAAGAAAGCACAUAUACAGGCCCGUCUGAAGUUUGCCAAUGAAACAUCUGAAUGAUUCAGAGGAGAACUGGGUGAAAGUGUUGUGGUCAGAUGAGACCAAAAUCGAGCUCUUUGGCAUCAACUCAACUCGCCGUGUUUGGAGGAGGAGGAAUGCUGCCUAUGACCCCAAGAACACCAUCCCCACCGUCAAACAUGGAGGUGGAAACAUUAUGCUUUGGGGGUGUUUUUCUGCUAAGGGAACAGGACAACUUCACCGCAUCAAAGGGACGAUGGACGGGGCCAUGUACCGUCAAAUCUUGGGUGAGAACCUCCUUCCCUCAGCCAGGGCAUUGAAAAUGGGUCGUGGAUGGGUAUUCCAGCAUGACAAUGACGAUCUGCAAAGAGGAGUGGAACAAAAUCCCUCCUGAGAUGUGUGCAAACCUGGUGGCCAACUACAAGAAAUGUCUGACCUCUAUGAUUGCCAACACCACCUUCCGGAGACAUUUGAAACCCCACCUCUUUAAGGAAUACCUGGGAUAGGAUAAAGCAAUCCUUCUACCCCCCCCCCCCCCCCCCCACACACACAGCGGAGUCGCUCACCACCUUCCGGAGACAUUUGAAACCCCACCUCUUUAAGGAAUACCUGGGAUAGGAUAAAGUAAUCCUUCUACCCCCCCCCCCCCCCUCACACACAGCGGAGUCGCUCACCACCACCUUCCGGAGACAUUUGAAACCCCACCUCUUUAAGGAAUACCUGGGAUAGGAUAAAGUAAUCCUUCUACCCCCCCCCCCAAAAAAAAAAAAAAAUUUGUAAAGUGGUUAUCCCACUGGCUAUAGGGUGAAUGCAUCAAUUUGUGAGUCGCUCUGGACUAGAGCGUCUGCUAAAUGACGUAAAUGUGCCCUUGAGCAAGGCACUUAACCCUAAUUGCUCCUGUAAGUCGCUCUGGAUAAGAGCGUCUGCUAAAUGACUAAAAUGUAAAUGUAAAAUGUAAACAAGGGUUUUGCCACCAAGUACUAAGUCAUGUUUUGCAGAGGGGUCAAAUACUUAUUUCCCUCAUUAAAAUGCAAAUCAAUUUAUAACAUUUUUGACAUGCGUUUUUCUGGAUUUUUGUUGCUAUUCUGUCUCUCACUGUUCAAAUAAACCUACCAUUAAAAUGAUAGACUGAUCAUGUCUUUGUCAGUGGGCAAACGUACAAAAUCAGCAGGGGAUCAAAUACUUUUUUCCCUCACUGUAGAUACAUACAGUUGAAGUCAGACGUUUACAUAUACCUUAGCCAAAUACAUUUAAACUCAGUUUUUCACAAUUCCUGACAUUUAAUCCUAGUAAAAAUUCCCUGUUUUAGGUCAGUUAGGAUCAACACUUUAUUUUAAGAAUGUGAAAUGUCAGAAUAAUAGUAGAGAGAAUGAUUUAUUUCAGCUUUUAUUUCUUUCAUCACAUUCCCAGUGGGUCAGAAGUUUACAUACACUCAAUUAGUAUUUGGUAGCAUUGCCUUUAAAUUGUUUAACUUGGGUCAAACGUUUCGGGUAAACUUUCACAAGCUUCCCACAAUAAGUUGGGUGAAUUUUGGCCCAUUCCUCCUGACAGAGCUGGUGUAACUGAGUCAGGUUUGUAGGCCUCCUCGCUCGCACACGCUUUUUCAGUUCUGCCCACACAUUUUCUAUAGGAUUGAGGUCAGGGCUUUGUGAUGGCCACUCCAAUACCUUGACUUUGUUGUCCUUAAGCCAUUUUGCCACAACUUUGGAGGUAUGCUUGGGGCCAUUGUCCAUUUGGAAGACCCAUUUGCGACCAAGCUUUAACUUCCUGACUGAUGUCUUGAGAUGUUGCUUCAAUAUAUCCACAUAAUUUUCCUUCCUCAUGAUGCCAUCUAUUUUGUGAAGUGCACCAGUCCCUCCUGCAGCAAAGCACCCCCACAGCAUGAUGCUGCCACCCCGUGCUUCACGGUUGGGAUGGUGUUCUUCGGCUUGCAAGCAACCCCCUUUUCCUCCAAACAUAACGAUGGUCAUUAUGGCCAAACAGUUCUAUUUUUGUUUCAUCAGACCAGAGGACAUUUCUCCAAAAAGUACGAUCUUUGUCCCCAUGUGCAGUUGCAAACCAUAGUCUGGCUUUUUUAUGACGGUUUUGGAGCAGUGGCUUCUUCCUUGCUGAGCGGCCUUUCAGGUUAUGUUGAUAUAGGACUCGUUUUACUGUGGAUAUAGAUACUUUUUUACCUGUUUCCUCCAGCAUCUUCACAAGGUCCUUUGCUGUUGUUCUGGGAUUGAUUUGCACUUUUCGCACCAAAGUACAUUCAUCUCUAGGAGACAGAAUGCGUCUCCUUCCUGAGCGGUAUGACGGCUGCGUGGUCCCAUGGUGUUUAUACUUGCAUACUAUUGUUUGUACAGAUGAACGUGGUACCUUCAGGCGUUUGGAAAUUGCUCCCAAGGAUGAACCAGACUUGUGGAGGUUUUUUUUCUGAGGUCUUGGCUGAUUUCUUUUGAUUUUUCCCAUGAUGUCAAGCAAAGAGGCACUGAGUUUGAAGGUAGGCCUUGAAAAACAUCCACAGGUACACCUCCAAUUGACUCAAAUGAUGUCAAUUAGCCUAUCAGAAACUGGCCAUGACAUCAUUUUUUGGAAUUUUCCAAGCUGUUUAAAGGCACAGUCAACUUAGUGUAUGUAAACUUCUGACCCACUGGAAUUGUGAAAUAAUCUGUCUGUAAACAAUUGUUGGAAAAAUUACUUGUGUCAUGCACAAAGUAGAUGUCCUAACCGACUUGCCAAAACUAUAGUUUGUUAACCCUCUCUGUAUGGUGAAAUGUAUAGGUCGAGCUAAGAUAUCAGAGAGAAGUGGGAGGGCUUCCCCAAAGUCAACAUCCUACUGAGGUAGGCAGGGCAUAAAAUUAACACCUGCCACCUGCCAAUUGCGGGUCAAUUUAGGUAUUGGCGGUUAAGAAUGUCUAUUUCACCAACCACGUUGGCGGGUGUCUGCUGGCUGCUGGGUGGGGCGUUACACGUUCCAUCAUUCACUGGAUUCCUUUCUAUAAUAUCAAUUCAAUUUAAGGGGCUUCAUUGGCAAUGAGAAACAUAUGUUUACGUUGCCAAAGCAAGUGAAAUAGAUAAUAAACAAAUGUGAAAUAUGAUGAACAGUAAACAUUACAUUAAAAAAGUUAUAAAAGAAUAAAGACAUGUCAUAUUCUGUCUAUAUACAGUGUUGUAAUGAUGUGCAAAUAGUUAAAGUACAAAAGGGAAAAUAAAUCAACAUAAAUAUAGAUUGUAUUUACAACGGUGUUUGUUCUUCACUGGUUUUCUGGCAACGGCACCAUGCAGUGCACCCUGGACUAAAGAGGCAGACCAAUAGGAGAAAUGUGCUAGACCCUCCGUUAAAUAGCAAGUUUCUCAGGUAGGAAUAUCACUAAAAUAUGAUCAAUGGCUCAUUCGAGAGAAGAUAUCCUCCCGAGUUAUGACAUCGGCCAGUAUUGAAAUCUGACAUGUAUGAUAGUCGUUUACGCAAUCUAAAAGUUGUAUUCCUAUUAACUUUCAGUGUAGCGAGAGCGACUUUAUCGUGGCUCUACGUCAUACCAGCCGAAUUUCUGCCUUCUUGAACGCCAAUAACUCAGAUACACAUGGAAACAUGAAAUGACCCAGGGAAUCGAUAGAACAUCACUCGGAGAUGCAUAAAAACAAUAUAACAUUCCAAAUGGGUGAACCGUUCCUUUCUAAGGAUAUGGCUGCGGCCCAAAUGGCGCCUUAUUCCCUUCAUAGUGCACUACUUUUUAGAGCGGUCCCCAUAGGACUCUUGAAAGCAGAAGGGGAGUGUACGUGAUCUCAUCUUAUCGCUAGUACCCUCUGUAGGGUGACUGUAGCCUAUAGGUCUAGCUAGGACAACAUGUUUACCUUAUCGCUAGUACCCUCUGUAGGGUGACUGUAGCCUAUAGGUCUAGCUAGGACAACAUGUUUACCUUAUCGCUAGUACCCUCUGUAUGGUGACUGUAGCCUAUAGGUCUAGCUAGGACAACAUGUUUACCUUAUCGCUAGUACCCUCUGUAUGGGGACUGUAGCCUAUAGGUCUAGCUAGGACAACAUGUUUACCUUAUCGCUAGUACCCUCUGUAUGGUGACUGUAGCCUAUAGGUCUAGCUAGGACAACAAGUUUACCUUAUCGCUAGUGCCCUCUGUAUGGUGACUGUAGCCUAUAGGUCUAGCUAGGACAACAUGUUUACCUUAUCGCUAGUACCCUCUGUAGGGUGACUGUAGCCUAUAGGUCUAGCUAGGACAACAUGUUUACCUUAUCGCUAGUACCCUCUGUAUGGUGACUGUAGCCUAUAGGUCUAGCUAGGACAACAUGUUUACCUUAUCGCUAGUACCCUCUGUAUGGUGACUGUAGCCUAUAGGUCUAGCUAGGACAACAUGUUUACCUUAUCGCUAGUACCCUCUGUAGGGUGACUGUAGCCUAUAGGUCUAGCUAGGACAACAUGUUUACCUUAUCGCUAGUACCCUCUGUAUGGUGACUGUAGCCUAUAGGUCUAGCUAGGACAACAUGUUUACCUUAUCGCUAGUACCCUCUGUAUGGGGACUGUAGCCUAUAGGUCUAGCUAGGACAACAUGCUAGGUUCGGUACUAUGACCUGGAUGUACAAUACAGAUCCUGGAUGAAAUAGGCUGUAGUCAGUGUGUGACUUCCUUCUCUCCACCCUUUCCUUCUCUCUCCAUCCUCUACCUCUCUUACUCCUCCCUCUCUCAUCCCCUCCUCUCUCUCCUCCUUUCUUUACCCCCUCCAUCCUCUCUAUUUGACCCCCCCCCCCCUCUCAGAGAUGCAGUAGAGAGGUUGUUCUCAGAGGUGGUGGGGAGGAGGAGAGCAGAGAUCCAGGGGAACCCCAAGAUCUCACAGAGCCUGCUGGCCUUUCAGAGGUACCAUACUAACACACUCCGAGCCAGCUGGCCUUUCAGAGGUACCAUACUAACACACUCCGAGCCAGCUGGCCUUUCAGAGGUACCAUACUAACACACUCAGAGCCAGCUGGCCUUUCAGAGGUUCCAUACUAACACACUCCGAGCCAGCUGGCCUUUCAGAGGUUCCAUACUAACACACUCCGAGCCAGCUGGCCUUUCAGAGGUACCAUACUAACACACUCAGAGCCAGCUGGCCUUUCAGAGGUACCAUACAAUGUACACUAUAUAUUCAAAAGUAUGUGGACACCCCUUCAAAUUAGUGGAUUUGACUAUUUCAGCCACACCCGUUGCUGACAGGUGUAAAAAAUCGAGCACACAGCCGUGCAAUCUCCAUAGACAAACAUUGGCAGUAGAAUGACCUUACUGAAGAGCUCAGUGACUUUCAACGUGGCACCGUCAUAGGAUUUCACCUUUUCAGCCGCGAAGUGGUAGGCCACACAAGCUCACAGAACGGGACCGCCAUGUGCUGAAACACGUAGAGUGUAAAAAUCAUCUGUCCUCGGUUGCAACACUCACUACCGAGUUCCAAACUGCCUCUGGAAGCAACGUCAGCACAAUAACUGUCCGUCAGGAGCUUCAUGAAAUAGGUUUCCAUUGCCGAGCAGCCGCACACAAGCCUAAGAUCACCAUGCGCAAUGCCAAGCGUCGGCUGGAGUGGUGUAAAGCGUGCCGCCAUUGGACUCUGGAGCAGUGGAAACGCAUUCUCUGGAGUGAUGAAUCACGCUUCACCAUCUGGCAGUCCAAUGGACAAAUCUGGGUUUGGCGGAUGCCAGGAGAACACUACCUUACCCAAUGCAAAGUGCCAAUAAUAAAGUUUGGUGGAGGAGGAAUAAUGGUCUGGGGCUGUUUUUCAUGGUUCUGGCUUGGCCCCUUAGUUCCAGUGAAGGGAGAUCUAAAUGCUACAGCAUACAAUGACAUUCUAGACAAUUCUGUGCCUCCAACUUUGUGGCAACAGUUUGGGGAAGGCCCUUUCCUGUUUCAGCAUGACAAUCCCCCUGUGCACAAAGCGAGGCCCAUACAGAAAUGGUUUGUCGAGAUCGGUGUGGAAGAACUUGACUGGCCUGCACAGAGCCCUGACCUCAACCCCAAGAACACCUCUGGGAUGAAUUGGAACGCUGACUUCGAGACAGGCCUAAUCGCCCAACAUCGGUGCCCGACCUCACUAAUGCUCUUGUGGCUGAAUGGAAGCAAGUCCCCGCAGUAAUGUUCCAACAUCUAGUGGAAAGCCUUCCCAGAAGAGUGGAGGCUGUUAUAGCAGCAAAGGGGGGGGGGGACCAACUCCAUAUUAAUGUCCAUGAUUUUGGAAUGAGAUGUUGGACGAGCAGGUGUCCACAUACUUUUGAUCAUGCAGUGUAAUAUAUAAGCCGAUGUCAAAUCAAGGGCAUCCAUAUGGAUCAAGUGUCUCAGAGGUAGGAGUGCAGAUCUGGGAUCACUUUUGGCUUUUAGAUCACAAUGAAUUUGAUUUACAUGGACGGGGACCUGAUCCUAGAUCAGCACUCCUAGUCUGAGAUGUAUGUUGCUCGUACUUAGGGCCUUGUGUUUAUCACAAUCAUGUGACCAUAGCAAGAUUUGAUCCUGUAUUUUAAGCCUCGUCCAGAAGUGAGAUUUACUCGUGUGUGUGUCGUCCAGGUAUGGUGUCUCACCUCCUCACCUGUCUGUGUCUAACCUGUAUGCAACCUGUCUGUCUGUCUGUAACCUGUCUGUCUGUCUGUAACCUGUCUGUCUGUAACCUGUCUGUCUGUGUGUAACCUGUCUGUAACCUGUCUGUAACCUGUCUGUCUGUCUGUAACCUGUCUGUCUGUCUGUAACCUGUCUGUCUGUCUGUAACCUGUCUGUCUGUCUGUAACCUGUCUGUAGGUAUGGUGAUCAGGCAGCCAGAGGAAUCCCCAAGACCAGUCCUGGUAGAGGAGCAGGAGGGUUCUUCUCUGGAGUCCUCACUGCACUCACCUGUGUUGCGGUAAGAGAGAGAGAGAGAGAGGGAGAGGGUUUUAUUUUAACUAGGAAAAGAGCCUUGAGGUUAGAAGCCUCUUUUUCGAGGGGGACCUGGGGAGAGGUCAACAGGAAGGAGUCGGUGAGGGGGACCUGGGCAGAGGUCAACAGGAAGGAGUCGGUGAGGGGGACCUGGGGAGAGGUCAACAGGAAGGAGUCGGUGAGGGGGACCUGGGGAGAGGUCGACAGGAAGGAGUCGGUGAGGGGGACCUGGGGAGAGGUCGACAGGAAGGAGUCGGUGAGGGGGACCUGGGGAGAGGUCAACAGGAAGGAGUCGGUGAGGGGGACCUGGGGAGAGGUCAACAGGAAGGAGUCGGUGAGGGGGACCUGGGGAGAGGUCAACAGGAAGGAGUCGGUGAGGGGGACCUGGGGAGAGGUCAACAGGAAGGGACCAUUACAACUCUCUGUGUGUGUGGGACAGGAAUGCUUGGAGUGUGUGUCAGCCUACUUUUCUCUACGUGUGGCAGAAAGGGUCAGCGUGUGUAGUGAGGGUGUGGGGGGGGUAGUGGUGGGUUGGUGUGUGUUUAGUGUGUGUGUGUGUUGAAGGGUCACAGUUUGUGUGUGGUUUUGUCUAUUUGUUCUGUCCAUGUGGCAGUAAGAGGGCAACGUCUGUGUGUAUCUUUCCGCGUGGCAGUGUGUCUGUCUGUCUGUGUUUUUAUUUGAAAGACAUUAGUCUGUCUGAGUGCUUCAUGUUAAUAUGUGCCAAAGUAGUGUGAAUGAAGUUCCUGUCUCACCUGUCUGUGUCCCACCUGUCUGUGUCCCACGUGCUGUGUCCCACGUGUCUGUGUCCCACGUGUCUGUGUCCCACGUGUCUGUGUCCCACCUGUCUGUGUCCCACCUGUCUGUGUCCCACCUGUCUGUGUCCACGUGUCUGUGUCCCACGUGUCUGUGUCCCACGUGUCUGUGUCCCACGUGUCUGUGUCCCACGUGUCUGUGUCCCACGUGUCUGUGUCCCACGUGUCUGUGUCCCACGUGUCUGUGUCUCACCUGUCUGUGUCCCACGUGUCUGUGUCCCACGUGUCUGUGUCCCACGUGUCUGUGUCCCACCGUAUCUCUUCCUAUUCUAUGCCCGUCUCACCUCUCUCACACCUGUCUGUUACCUGUCUUACCUGGCUCUCUCCCCUACCUGUCCCAGGUGAUGUUGCUGGUGUACCACUGGCCCAGUGGAGAGAACACUCAUCUCUGCUCCUUCACAUAUACCGGUCUCUCCUACCUGUCUCUCCUCUCUCCUACCUGUCUCUCCUCUCUCCUACCUGUCUCUCCUCUCUCCUACCUGUCUCUCCUCUCUCCUAGCUGUAUCUCCUCUCUCCUACCUGUCUCUCCUACCUGUCUCACCUCUCUCCUACCCGUCUCACCUUUCUCAUACUGUCUCUCCUCUCUCCUACCUGUCUCUCCUCUCUCCUACCUGUCUCUCUUCCCUCCUACCUGUCUCUCCUCUCUCCUAGCUGUAUCUCCCUCUCUCCUACCUGUCUCUCCUACCUGUCUCACCUCUCUCCUACCCGUCUCACCUUUCUCAUACUGUCUCUCCUCUCUCCUAACUGUCUCACCUCUCUCCUACCCGUCUCACCUUUCUCAUACUGUCUCUCCUCUCUCCUACCUGUCUCUCCUCUCUCCUACCUGUCUCUCUUCCCUCCUACCUGUCUCUCCUCCCUCCUACCUGUCUCUCACGUCCUCCCCUACCUGUCUCUCUUCCCUCCUACCUGUCUGUCCUCUCUCCUACCUGUCUGUCCUCCUCCCUACCCUGUCUCUCCUCUCCUCUCUCCUACCUGUCUCUCCUCUCUCCUACCUGUCUCUCUCCUCUUUCCCCUCCUACCUGUCCUGUCCUCUCUCCUACCUGUCUCUCUUCUCUCCUACCUGUCUCUCCUCCCUCCUACCUGUCUCUCCUCUCUCCUACCUGUCUCUCCUCUCUCCUACCUGUCUCUCUUCCCUCCUACCUGUCUCUCCUCCCUCCUACCUGUCUCUCCUCUCUCCUACCUGUCUCUCCUCUCUCCUACCUGUCUCUCCUCUCUCCUACCUGUCUCUCUUCCCUCCUACCCAUCUCUCCUACCCGUCUCACCUUUCUCAUACUGUCUACCUCUCUUAUACCUGUCUCACCUCUCUUCUACCUGUGUGUCUCUCCUACCAGGUGAUGUUGCUGGUGUACCACUGGUCCAGUGGAGACGGGGUCCAUGACCUCUUGGUCAGUAAACCUGUGUCAAAAUGGACACCGGAGGAAGUUCUGUUCUGGUUGGAACACCUGGGACCCUGGACCUCUCUCUACAAAGAACCCUUCCUACAGGAGAACGUCAACGGACGGUGAGGAACGCUUAACAGUUUGUGGUAUGGUUAUAGUACGGUUCUGUUCUGGUUGGAGACCACCUGGGGCCCUUGACCUGGACCUCUCCCCUCCCUCUGGGGCCCUGGACCUCUCCCCUCCCUCUGGGGCCCUGGACCUCUCCCCUCCCCCUGGGGCCCUGGACCUCCUCCCCCCUCCCCCCUUGGGGCCCUGGAGGACCUCUCCCCUCUCCUCUGGGCCCCCUGUGCCUGGACCUCCCCCCCUCUGGGCCCUGGACCUCUCCCCUCCCUCUGGGGCCCUGGACCUCUCCCUCCCUCUGGGCCCUGGACCUCCUCCCCUCCCUCAUGGGCCUGGCCUCUCCCCUCCCUCUGGGGCCCUGGACCUCUCCCUCCCUCUGGGCCCUGGACCUCUCCCUCACCUGGCCUUGGUCUUCCUCUUUUGGGCUACUGGCUCUCCUCUCCCUUUUUGGGGCCCUGGACCUGACCCUGACCCUCCCCUCCCUCUGAGGCCCCCCCAGGGCUGGACCUCUCCCCUCCCUCUGGGGCCCUGGACCUGGACCUGGACCUGGCUACCCCUCCCCUGGGGCCUGGACCUCUACUUCUCCUUCCCCUGCCCUGGACUGGCCUGGACCUCCCCCUCCGCUUGUUUUACCCUGGAAUUUCGUCUUCCUCCUUACCCCUCUGGGGCCCUGGACCUUCGUAUCCCCUACUCUGGGCUGAUUCUUUGGACCUCUUUCCCCUCCCCUGGGGCCCUGGACCUUCCCCUCCCUCUGGGCCCUGGACCUCACCACUCCCUCUGGGGCCCUGGAACCACUACUACCACUCCCACAUUGCCCUGGACUGGACCUACUCCCCUCCUCGUGGCCCUGACCUCUCCACUCCCUCUGGGCUCCUGGACCUCUCUCCUCCCUCUGUGCCUGGAUCCUGCUCAUCCCAAUCCCUCUGGGGUCCCUUGGGCUACUUCAUGGCUGUACCCCUGCCCCUCUGGGGACUCCCCCCCCUGGGGCCCUCUGGACCUCUCCCCUCCCCCUGGGGCCCCUGGACCAUCUCCCCUACCCUCUGGGGCCCCCUGGACCGGGACCCUGACCUGGACCUGGAACUCUCCUCGUCGUCCUCUUGUGCGCUCUCUUUCUUUCUUUCAUGGUCAGGUUAUUAUUGAUGUUAGGUAGUGAUGAGUUGACCUGAGCUCCCUAUAACAUAGAGAACUAUGGUUAUGUCAUGGUUAUUUAAUGGUUGUAUUAUGGUUAUGUUCUCUCUCUCAGGUUAUUGUUGAUGCUAGGUGAUGAGGAGCUGACCAGAGCCCCCUAUAACAUAGACAACCAGGCCCACAGGAGAGCGGUGCUGGCUGAACUGGAGAGGAUCAAAGAACUGGGGGUCAAACCACCUCAGAACCUCUGGGAGUACAAGGUAACAGAAACCAUAAACACUAUGUAUUAUAUCAACUUAUAAACUGGGUGGUUCGAGCCCUGAAUGCUGAUUGGCUGACAGCCGUGGUAUACCACGGGUAUGACGGAACAUUUAUUUUUACUGCUUUAAUGUUGUUGGUUACCAGUUUAUAAUAGCAAUAAGGCACCUCGGGGGUUUGUGGUAUAUGGCUAAUAUACCAUGGCUAAUUAAUUUUUUUAUUUUUUAUUUCACCUUUAUUUAACCAGGUAAACCAGUUGAGAACAAGUUCUCAUUUACAACUGCGACCUGGCCAAGAUAAAGCAAAGCAGUGUGAUUAAAACAACAAUGGGGUAAAACAAAACAUAAAGUCAAAAAUACAACAGAAAAUAUAUAUACAGUGUGUGUGAAUGUAGUAAGUUAUGGAGGUAAGGCAAUAAAUAGGCCAUAGUGCAAAAUAAUUACAAUUAGUAUUAACACUGGAAUGAUAGAUGUGCAAGAGAUGAUGUGCAAAUAGAGAUACUGGGGUGCAAAUGAGCAAAAUAAAUAACAAUAUGGGGAUGAGGUAGUUGGAUGGGCUAAUUUCAGAUGGGCUGUGUACAGGUGCAGUGAUCGGUAAGGUGCUCUGACAACUGAUGCUUCAAGUUAGUGAGGGAGAUAAGAGUCUCCAGCUUCAGAGAUGUUUGCAGUUCGUUCCAGUCAUUGGCAGCAGAGAACUGGAAGGAAUGGCGGCCAAAGGAGGUGUUUGCUUUGGGGAUGACCAGUGAGAUAUACAGGCUAAAGGGCUGUAUCCUCUCCACGUUGUGUCGUGCGUAACAACAGCCCUUAGCCGUGGUGAAUUGGCCAUAUACCACACCCCCUCGGGCCUUAUUGCUUAAUUAUACCAUGGCAUUGUUGAAUACUCUGGCUGGGCCACUCAUGGACAUUCAGAGACUUGUCCCGAAGCCACUCCUGCGUUGUGUUGGCUGUGUGCUUAGGGACGUUGUCCUGUUGGAAGGUGAACCUUCGCCCCAGUCUGAGGUCCUGAGCACUUUGGAGCAGGUUUCCAUCAAGGAUCUCUUUGUACUUUGCUCUGUUCAUCUUUCCCUCAAUCCUGACUAGUCUCCCAGUCCCCGCCGCUGAAAAACAUCCCCACAGCAUGAUGCUGCCACCACCAUGCUUCACCGUAGGGAUGGUGCCAGGUUUCCUCCAGACGUUGACGCUUGGCAUUCAGGCCAAAGAGUUCAAUCUUGGUUUCAUCAGACCAGAGAAUCUUGUUUCUCAUGGUCUGAGAGUCUUUAGGUGCCUUUUGGCAAACUCCAAGCGGGCUGUCAUGUGCCUUUUACUGAGGAGUGGCUUCCGUCUGGCCACUCUACCAUAAAGGCCUGAUUGGUGGAGUGCUGCAGAGAUGGUUGUCCUUCUGGAAGUGUCUUGGUGGUUCCAAACUUCUUCCAUUUAAGAAUGAUGGAGGCCACUGUGUUCUUGGGGACCUUCAAUGCUGCAGACAUGUUUUGGCACCCUUCCCCAGAUCUGUGCCUCGACACAAUCCUGUCUCUGAGCUCUACAGACAAUUCCUUCGACCUUAUGGCUUGGUUUUUGCUCUGACAUGCACUGUCAACUGUGGGACCUUUUUAUAUAGACAGGUGUGCGCCUUUCCAAAUCAUGUCCAAUCAAUUGAAUUUAUCACAGGUAGACUCCCAUCAAGUUGUAGAAACAUCUCAAGGAUGAUCAAUGGAAACAGGAUGCACCUGAGCUCAAUUUCGAGUCUCAUAGCAAAGGGUCUGAAUACUUAUGUAAAUAAGGUAUUUCGGUUUGUUUUUAAAAAAUACAUUUGCAAAAAAUAUUAACCUGUUUUUGCUUCCUCAUUAUGGGGUAUUGUGUGUAGAUUGAUGAGGAAAAAGUUAAUUUAAUCAAUGUUUAUAAUAAGGCUGUAAUGUAACAAAAUGUGGAAAAAGUCAAGGGGUCUGAAUACUUUCCAAAUGCACUGUAUCAUAGUUCAUGCUGUUUUAAUGCUAAUGUGAUGUACUGUAAAUCCUAUGCCAUUAUCAAUAAGAUAUACUGUAUUUCUGCUAACAGAAACACAGGUUGUAUCCCGAAUAGCACCCUAUUCCCUAUAUAGUGCACUACUUUUUACUAGUACCACAGCGCUAUAUAGGGAAUAGGGUGCUAUUGAAGUGCACAUAAUAAAUACUCUAUAUGCUCUGGUUGAAGUAAGCCUAUUGAAGAUAUAUGCUGUGUGUAUCAUUUUGAUGAUAAGUCAAUUAGGGUUUAAUUAUGGUUUCAACUAUCUACCCCUCUCCUCUCUCCCUCUAUCUACCCCCUCCUCCUCUCUCUCCCUCUCUCCUCUAUCCACCUCUCUCCCUCUCCUCUCUCUCUCCCUCUAUCUACCCCUCUCCUCUCUCCCUCUCUCUACCCCUCUCCCUCUUCUACCCCUCUCCUCUCUCCCUCUCUCUACCCCCCUCUCCCUCUCUCUCUACCCUCUCCCCCCCUCUCACCUCUCUCUCCCUCUCUCUACCCCUCUCCUCUCUCCCUCUCUCUCUCCCCCUCUCCUCUCUCCCUCUCUCUCUAACCCCUCCUCUCCUCUCUCCCUCUCUCCCCCCUCUCCUCUCUCCCUCUCUCUACCCCUCUCCUCUCUCCCUCUCUCUAACCCUCUACUUCUCUCCCUCUCUCUACCCCUCUCCUCUCUCCCUCUCCUCUCUCCUCUCCCCUCUCUAGCCCUCUCCUCUCUCUCCCUCUCCUCCCUCUCUCCCUCUCCUCCCUCUCCUCUCUCUCCCCUCCCUCUCUACCCCCCUCUCCCCUCUCUCUCCCUCUCUCUACCUCCCCCUCCCCCCUCUCCUCUCUCCCUCCCCUCUCCCUCUACCCCUCUCCUCUCUCCCUCUCUCUACCCCCUCUCCCUCUCCUCUCUCUCUAACCCCCUCCUCUCUCCCUCUCUCUCCUCCUCUCCUCUCCCCUCCUCCCUCCUCUCCCUCUCUCUACCCCUCUCCUCUCUCCCACCGGCUCUCCACCCCCCACCAGGCUGUGAAUGCAGGUAAAUCUCUGUUCCUUCUCUAUGCUUUGAAGAGUUCUCCUCGCCUCACCAUCCUCUACCUCUACCUCUUCGACUACUCCGAAACCUUCCUCCCCUUCCUACACACCUGCUGCCCCGCCCUCUCACACACCAGCGAGCCAAUGGAGGACAGCCUCCCCCUCAACCACCAGGUACCAUUGGACGGCUCAACUGUCAUGUUGAUUGUAUUUAUUUGAUAAAUAAAGGUAGGAGGCUGCUCCAGCCAUAGACUAUAACUAAACGUAGGCUACUGUACAUGUUGUUGUCAGUAUGGCUGACCGUACAGAUGAUAUUGGAGAGAACAUAAGGACACAUGUUCUUAAGUUCUCUCACCCCCUCCCCCCCCCCCCCCCCCCCCCCCCCCCCCCCCCCCCCCCCCCCCCCCCCCCCCCUCUCUCCCCUCUCCAGGUGCACCCCACCUGGCGCCAGUGGGCAGAGUUCCUAGUUAAGUACCUCCUCCUCCCGUACCAGCUGAUCGCUGAGUUUGCCUGGGAUUGGCUGUCGGUUCACUACUGGACGUCACGGUUCAUCAUCGUCAACGCCAUGCUACUGUCUGUCCUGGAGGGCUGUGUCCUGUGGAGGUUCUAUAACCGAGCUGAGAUCAGGUACCGUGUGUGUUUCUCUCUGUUCCUCUCGCUCUCUCUGUCUUUCCCUGUCACACCAACUUUCUCUCUCUUUCAAUCUCCCUGUCCCUCUCUCACCCUUUUACUUGAAUUAUCCACCCCUCUUUCUCUCCCUCUCUCACCCUUUACCUUGAAUUAUCCACCCCUCUUUCUCUCUCUCACCCUUUACCCAGAAUUAUCCACCCCUCUUUCUGUCUCUCUCUCACCCUUUACCCUGAAUGAUCCACCCCUCUUUCUGUCCCUCUCUCCACAUCUCAUCCCUCACUACCUCUCUCUCUCCACAUCUCAUCCCUCACUACCUCUCUCUCUCUCUCCACAUCUCAUCCCUCACUACCUCUCUCUCGCUCCAACAUCUCAUCCCUCACCCUUCUCUCACUCUCUCAUCUCUCUCUCUCUCAACAUCUCAGCCCUCACUAAUACCUCUCUCUCCUCCACAGCUCAUCCCUCCCUAGUCACUACCUCUCUCUCUCUCUCUUCCUCAUCUCUCUCUCUCUCUCCACAUCUCAUCCCUCACUACCUCUCUCUCUCCACAUCUCAUCCCUCACUCCCUCUUCUCUCUCUCCACCUCUCAUCCCUCACUCCUCUCUCUCUCCUCCACUCUCAUCCCUCCUACCCCUCUCCCUCUCUCUCCACAUCUUCAUCCUCACUAUACCUCUCUCUCUCUCCACAUCAUCAUCCCUCACCUACCUCUCUCGUCUCUCUCUCUCUCGUCCACUCUCAUCCCUCCCUACCUACCUCUCUCUCUCUCUCCAAAUCCUCAUCCCUCACUACCUCUCUCUCUCUCCACAUUUCUCAUCCCUCCACACAAACAACUACCAUCUCUCCUCUCUCCACAUCUUCAUCCCUCACUACCUCUCUCUCUCUCCACAUCUCAUCCCUCACUACCUCUCUCUCUCUCUCCACAUCUCAUCCCUCACUACCUCUCUCUCUCCACAUCUCAUCCCUCACUACCCCUCUCUCCUCUCUCUCUCCACAUCUCAUCCCUCACUACCUCUCUCUCUCUCUCUCCACAUCUCAUCCCUCACUACCCUCUCUCUCUCUCUCUCCACAUCUCAUCCCUCACUACCUCUCUCUCUCUCACAUCUCAUCCCUCACUAUCUCCCUCUCUUCCCUCUCUCCACAUCUCUUCCCUCUCUCUCUCUCUCUCUCUCUCUCACAUCUCACCCUCAUACAUCCUCUCUCGUCUCUCUCCUCUCCACAUCUCAUCCCCACUACCUUCUCUCUCUCUCUCCACAUCUCCUAUCCUCCCUCAUCCCUCCCGUCCCACCCUGCACUCCAAUCCGCCUCACUGACAAUACUCCUGCUCUUCCCUCACUAGGAACACCCUUUGCCGAAAGAGCGGGGAUAUUCUCGCUCUCUCUCCUCUCUCUCCCUCUCAUCCCUCUCUCUCUCUCUCCACAUCUCAUCCCAUUGUUGUUUUAAUUGUUUGACAAAGUCUUCUCUCCCCUCCAGGAGUCUCCAUAAGAAGAUGUGGGGUCACUUCUGGAGGAUGUCUUCCCAGGGUUUUGCCUUUGCCCUGUUCUGGCCGGUGAUCCCCCAGUUUGUGUGUAACUGUCUGUUCUACUGGGCUCUCUACUUCAACCCCAUCAUCAACAUUGACCUGGUGGUGCAGCAGCUAAUGCAUCCUGACACACAAGGGCCCUGAUCAGACCGAGGGGAUGCUGUUCCCUUCAUGGUGCACUACUUUUGAACAGUGCCCCCUAUAUGGGUAGAGCCAUGAGUGAGGAGGUACUGUUAAAACCCAGGAAGUGUCCUAAACAGCACCCUAUUCCCUAUAUAGUGCCCUACCUACAGGGCUCUGGUCAGAAAGUAGUGCGCUAUGUAGUGAAUAUUUGGUGCUAUUUAGUGCACUACUUUUGACCAGGGUCCGUAGGGAGCGCCGUAGGGUUUCUGGUCCAAAGUGGUGCACUAUACAGGGAGUGGGUUGCCAUUGGCGACGCAGACCAAGCUCUAUAUAAUAUUGGAUGGUUUCUCCUAAUGUCUUAAUUACAUGAUAGAUAGAUAUAUAUAUAUAUAUAUAUGAUGGUUUCUCUCUGAUGGUAAUUCAUAUUGAAGGAAAGCGGUGGUGUGUUUGUCUGUGAUGGUGGUCAGUGGUAAUAACUGUAGGGAGAGGAUUGAUAUGAUUCUGUUAUGGUGGUCAGGGCUAAUAACUGUAGGGAGAGGAUUGAUAUGAUUCUGUUAUGGUGGUCAGUGGUAAUAACUGUAGGGAGAGGAUUGAUAUGAUUCUGUUAUGGUGGUCAGUGGUAAUAACUGUAGGGAGAGGAUUGAUAUGAUUCUGUUAUGGUGGUCAGUGGUAAUAACUGUAGGGAGAGGAUUGAUAUGAUUCUGUUAUGGUGGUCAGUGGUAACUGGAGGAUUCUGUCGUAGGGAGAGGAUUGAUAUGAUUCUGUUAUGGUGGUCAGUGGUAAUAACUGUAGGGAGAGGAUUGAUAUGAUACUUGUUAAUAAUUUAAGGAGCCCAUAUUCCAGGGCUCUCCAACCCUGUUCCUGGAGAGCUACCCUCCUAUAGGUUUUCACUCCAACCCUCCUAUAGGUUUUCACUCCAACCCCAGUUGCAACUAACCUGAUUCAUCUUAUCGACCAGGUAAUUACUAGAAUCAGGUGAGCUAGAUUAGGGUUGGUGUCAACCUACAGGAUGGUAGCUCUCCAGGAACAGGGUUGGAGAGCCCUGCGCUAUUCACACAGCGUGUGAUCUAGGAUCAGAUCCCCUCCCCGUCCAUAUCAUCUUAUUCAUUAUGAUCUAAAUGAUCUAGAAUCGUAUUGAUUGAUAUCAAAACUGAUCCUAGAUCAGAACCUGGCAACUUCAUUCUGUUUCCAUGGUGUUUUGGAGCUUGCUCAGCUUGUCUCGUUGGAAGGGAACACAUAUAAUGCCUUAUUCUUUACAAGGACUUAAAAUCUAGCAAUAUGUUAAGUGUUUUUGUUUUUUUCUUCUUUAAAAAUAGUUACGCUCUUGAGUUUCAGAUGGUAAUAGUAAAUAAUAAAAAUGUAUACUUCCUGCAUUCAGAAUGAGUUUAAACAUGGCGAUAUCCAACUGUUGUAAAUUUUCAAUUUAAAGGAAAUCACGUGUUCAAGUGUUCGUCCCAAAUUGCACCCUCUUCCCUAUGUAGUGCACUACUUUUGACCAUAGCCCAAUAGGUUGAGCCAUAGGGAUCUGGUCCAAAGUAGUGCACUGUAUAGGGUGUAGGGUGCCAUUUGGGACGAACCCUCGGACAGGUGAGACUGUUUAAAAUAAAAGGGCUGUAGCUUCAUUGGUCCCUCUCAUGUAACCAACGGCCUGAAGGAUGUUUUAUGUUUGUAUGUGACAAAUGUUUAAAAUGUUGUUUUACAUUUUCAAUUUGUUUAAUUGUUCAUGAAGAGAUUCAUUAUUCUUUGCGGUAUUCAGUCCCACCGGUCCUGCGGUUGGUUGUAGCUAAUUGCGUAGAUUUAAUUAUUAAAUAUCUGUAUUUUUUUAAAUUCUGAUUUCUAUUUUCACUCAAGAUAAAUUUCACCACUUUUCGACAUCAUAUCAUCAUCUACAGGUGCAGUGCAGCCCAAAUGGUACCCUAUUUCCUAUUUAGUCCACUACUUUUGACCAGGACCCAUAAGUAGUGCCCUAUUUAGGGGAUGACAUUGGGGACACAGACUGGAUACUGGAGGUGAAGAAUGAGGUAUAAAAGUGGUGGAAUGUCCCUUUAAUUAAACUGCUAGUACUGCUUCAGGUGCACUGUGAUUCCCUCUGAUGUGUUACCUGGGUUACGGUGCACUGUGAUUCCCUCUGAUGUGUUACCUGGGUUACGGUGCACUGUGAUUCCCUCUGAUGUGUUACGGUGCACUGUGAUUCCCUCUGAUGCAUUACCUGGGUUACGGUGCACUGUGAUUCCCUCUGAUGUGUUACCUGGGUUACGGUGCACUGUGAUUCCCUUGGGUGCGUUACCUGGGUUACGGUGCACUGUGAUUCCCUCUGAUGCAUUACCUGGGUUCUUCUGGUUUCUCCCAAAAAUAUAGACUUAGCAAAGAAACAAAUGAAUAAAUUACAAUUUUUUAAAGAAUAUGACCAAACUUCUUGUGUUUGUUAAAAAUAUUUUUUGUAUAGAUUAAAUGAGAAAAUGUAUUUUCCUUGUAGGCCUACAGAUGAAAUGAGAAAAUGUGUUUUUCUUGUAGGCCUACAGAUGAAAUCAUAAGAUGUAAUUGAUGGCGAUAUUAGAAUAUGACCUUCCUGUUUUUUUUUGUACAUUGAAAAUGACAGUCUACAACCUGUUUAUAGAACUGCUGUUUGAAUCCUCAGUGCUGGACUUAAUGUUCACACACAUCAGUCUAUCAUGGUGAUCUAAGCAACCUGUUUUAAUAAAGUCCAUGAAUCAGAUGUGCAUUGUGUAAAGUCAAUGUACUGUAUGGCUUGGUAAUACACACACACCACUACCAGAUAAACUCAGAGAAAACACUCAGUCUCUCUCACACACACAACACCACACACACACACCACACACACCCACACACACCACAGCACACACACAAACCACAAAAAAACAACCCUACACUUUGUACGCAUCAGUGAUAAUUCAGUGUGGGGUGUCCUAUCCACACAAAGUCAGGCCAGACAGAGUAUUUGUGGAUGAAGGUCUCUCUCCUCAGACCUGGCCGCCUCCCGGUCACACCCUGCCAGAAUCUUGUCACCCCUGGCCUGGAGAGACUCUAGAAACCACCGGACAAACAUCCAGGGUGGAAUUCAGAACUCUUAGAAUGCAAUAGGACAAAUAUAAUACAUAGAACUGUCUUUUUCACAUUAUCGAUGGAAAAUUGCCCCUUGGCUUCAGACCUAGAAAUAUAGCUUGUAUCCAUGGUUGUCACUAGUUACCACAGCCACAAAGUCAAAAUUGGCUAAAUCGUAAAAAUUCAUGAAAACAAAAAUGUGCUUUUUGCUCUUCAUUUAAGGUUAGGGUUAGGCAUAACGAUGAACCACUAACCCAGAGAGUGCUUAGAGUACAGAAAUACAGUGUUGCAUUAUGGGAUGGGUAGUUCAUACCGCAGUCGGCCAUCUUGUUCUCACAGGUCCACUGGUACUUGUCUGUCUUGGUCUGACAACCCAGAUCCUCAGCCUUCCCAUAGCAACAGUCAUGCUUGUGACAGCACCUUGUGGACAGAAAAUAACACAAUCAUGUUGAUUCUGUGAGUUAUUCCAUUACAAUGUAUAAAGCACUUUGAGUAAUUGGAGAAGUAAUGUCAAUCCAGUCUGCUAUACAAUCCAUUAUGUGAGGAAAAUGCUUUGGGUUGUGUUCUCUUCAGCCUCUGACUAUGUAGUAGCUCAUCAACAAGCCAGAAUUCAGUCCAUAUUAUUCCAAGCUCAAAAUGUAGGGUCUGAGAAACUAGCUGUUGUCCAUGGGUUAGGAGACAGCAGGGCCAGCUCUAGCCUUUUUGGGGCCCUAAACGAGAUUCAGCUUCAACCAGCUGAAAAUACAAUAUGUUUGGUUAUUGAAAAUAUAUUUCACAGCAGGUUAGAUGAUACAAUGAUUCUCUAAACUUGCUUGUUUUGUCACAAACUAUUACAAUUUUCGCAACCAGAAAAUGGUUGAGCGAUUUCUACAUAUUGCACCUUCAAUGAUAUCUGUGAGAGUGACUAACAAAAUCAAUGUGGGCCCACUGGAGAUCAGGCCUCCUGGGCACGUGCCCUGCAUGCCCGUUCGGUAUUUGGCCAUGAUUACUACAAGUUUAGAUAACUGGCUAGACUAAUUUACCAAUCUAAACAUGGUUAGCUGACAUGGCUAAUUGAGUGACUGUCAGUGACUGACAAAACAAGAGAAAAACUGCUGAUGCACCACCAAAUUUCGACACCUUGUGUAUUCUACUAUUCUGACUCUCAACAGUAAGUUGAGAACCUGACUGUUCCUAAUAUAUAUAUAUAUAUAAUAUAUAUAUUUAGAUUUUUUGGGUCAGGCCCCCUAGCAGCCGGCAGCAGUAAGCGACUGCUUAUGCAUGGAACCGGCCCUGGCAGACAGACACCCCAUUACAGCACCAAAUGACUGUUUGUAGAUGUUUAUGGUCUGUGGAUGGGAUUUAGAAAUCAGAGUUGGUGCCAGCCAGGGUUUGGGCUGUAAUUACCCAGCUGUCAUUCCACCAGGGCUAAGUGCUGAGCCCUAGUAGACUUUUGACUAGGGCCCACCAGUCAGCCUUGUCCCGCAGUAGCUGUGUGUGUGUGUGAUGGUACUCACCAGUCCUGCCUUGUCCCGCAGUAGCUGUGUGUGUGUGUGUGAUGGUACUCACCAGUCCAGCCUUGUCCCGCAGUAGCUGUGUGUGUGUUUGUGUGAUGGUACUCAACCAUUCAGCCAAUGUCCCUCGUAGCUGUGUUGUGUUGUGUGUUGUGAUGUACUCACCAGUCCAGCCUUGUCGCAGUAGCUGUGUGUGUGUGUGGAUGGUUAACCCCAUCCAUCUUGUCCCGCAGUAGCUGUGUGUGUGUGUGGAUUGUACUCACCGUCAUCCUUGUGUCCCCGAGUACUGUGUGGUGUGUGCUGGUACUCACCAGUCCAGCCUUGUCCCGAGUAGCUGUGGUGUGUGUGUGAUGGUACUCACGCAGUCAGCCUUGUCCCGCAGUAGCUGUGUUGUGUUAUGGUACUCACCAGUCCAUCCGUGUCCCGCAGUAGCUGUGUGUGUGUGUGAUGGUACUCCCCAGUCCCAGUCCUUGUUCCCGCAGGACUGUGUGUGUUUGGUGAUAGUUACUACUCACCAUCGCAGCCUUGUCCCGCAGUAGCUGGUGUGUGGUGUGUGAUGGUACUCCCACCAGUCCAAGCCAUGUCCCGUAGUAGCUGUGUGUGUGUGUGAAUGGUCUCACCAGUCCAGGCCUUGCCCGCAGUAGCUGUGUGUUGUGUGUGAUGGGACCACCGUCAGCCAUGGCCCGUCAGUAGCUGUUGUGUGUGUGUGAUGGUACUCCCAGUCCACCUUGUCCCGCAGUAGCUGUGGUGUGUGUGAUGUACUCACCAGUCGCCAUGUCCCGUAGUAGCUGUGUGUGUGGUGAUGGUACUCACCAGUCCAUCCUUGUCCCCGCAGGUAGCUGUGUGUGUGUGUGUGUGAUGGUACUCACCAGUCCAAGCCUUGUCCCGCUUAGCGUUGUGGUGUGUGUGUGAUGGUACUCCCCCAAGUCCAGCCGUGGUCCCGCAGUACUGUUUGUGUGGUGUGUGAUGGUACUCACCAGUCCAGCCUUUUGCCCGCAGUAGCUGCGUGGGUGUGUGUGAUGGUUACUCACCAGUCGCAGCCUUGUCCCGCAGUAGCUUUGGUGUGUGUGGGUGUGAUGGUACUCACCAGUCCAGCCUUGGUGGUGUGUGUGUGUGUGUGUGUGUGCAGUAGCUGUGUGUGUGUGUGUGAGGUACUCACCAGUCAGCCUUGUCUCGGGGCCAGCCCUGGCCUCCCAGCCCGCAGUAACAUCCAUACAUGAUGUAAGCCACCGCCGACCUCCCAGUGCUGCAUUUAAUGACGCCCGCCAACUCCAACAAGCCCCGCUUUUCCCGCAGCCGCCAUCGCCCUGGUAACGGGGAAGUGACGGUCGGUGUUGUCGCUAACUCCGUCCCUUCA
Messenger RNA from Coregonus sp. 'balchen', 26994 nucleotides. Lineage: Eukaryota; Metazoa; Chordata; Actinopteri; Salmoniformes; Salmonidae. The record is from the annotation of a GenBank genome assembly.